Messenger RNA from Scophthalmus maximus (turbot), 7727 nucleotides. It is a transcript of the gene amot, whose product is annotated as angiomotin. The record is from RefSeq and is a predicted model, not a curated record. Bases 708 to 3818 code for a protein of 1036 amino acids. The transcript has 15 exons. Gene Ontology annotation, cellular component: plasma membrane; cytoplasmic vesicle; bicellular tight junction. Gene Ontology annotation, biological process: actin cytoskeleton organization; regulation of cell migration; establishment of cell polarity involved in ameboidal cell migration. Gene Ontology annotation, molecular function: signaling receptor activity. Lineage: Eukaryota; Metazoa; Chordata; Actinopteri; Pleuronectiformes; Scophthalmidae.
GGCGGCGGCUUCCUGCCACUUCUCCCGUACCGCUUCCUUUUUCUUUUUUUUCUUUUUACGGUUAAACAUGAAACUUGCGGGCACAGGCGACUUUCUGUCCGCGAAGAAACUCCAUUUCCUCGGGAAACCAGUGGAAUGCGACGUGGACGCGACGAGUCGGCGACCGCAGCGAGUUUAGUCGGAGGGGGAGUUCGUGCAGCCGGAGGGAGUUCGCCCAAGUCCGCGUCAAAGAAGAAAAACCAACCGAAAAGGAAGGUUCUAUCGAGCCGGAGGACCGACUGAGUUACCGAACGCGCCCGGACAGAAAGAGUGGUUGGUUCUCUGCAAUGUCGACCAGUGUGUCUGCAUCUUGCAGCACGUUAAGAACCUGCUGAGUCUGCAGGAAGGCAAGCACCAGGAGUGUCACCACCAGGCUGCCACCACAUUCCACUGGACCACCUCUACCCACAACAACAUCAGCCUCAUUGUCCUGCUCAUCCAUAUCUUGACAAAGCCCUGUCCGAAACUCCCAGAGGGCAUUCUGCAGCUCCGUAACAUGUGCAGCUGUUUGCACUGACUUCCCCAGGAGAGCAGAGUGAGAGCUGCCACACAGAGGGGCGACAGUGUUGAGUGAGGAACGUAGUGAGGGUGCUGUACUAUCAACAACAUCAGCAAUUUGUGUGGGAGUUAUCAUUACUGAUGUCACGUGACAGGAGUGGAAUGGAGUGAUGUUUCGAAAAAAAGCAUCAUCCUCCUUGAGAAUGAGAAGAGUAACAGAAAGCGCUAGAUAUCGUGGACGGAGCUUGUCCUUCCAUGAGGUGCGUGGCCGGCGUGAGGCAGAGAUGAGGGCGGCAGCGGAGGAAUCUUCAAGCAGCAACAACAGUGUGGGAGGAGGAGGAGGUGGUGGCAGCACCGUCCUGCAGCGCCUCCUCCAGGAGCAGAUGAACCGGAAUUAUGUGCUGCAACAGCAGCAACAACAAGGAAUUGGAGGAGGGGGAGGGGGGUACUCUGGGCACGGACAGGGACAGGUUGGCCCCUCUGAUGAUCAUUCCAUGACCCCCCACAUUGCCCGUCAGGAACCCCAGGGACAGGAGCUACAGACUGACAAUGGCCUGGAGAAGUUGGGGUCCACCAGAGUAGGAGGAGGUGGUGGGAGCAGUGGAGGAGGAGGUGGUUUAGGGACUGGAGGGGGAGGUGGUGGGAACAGCCAAGGGCAAUGCCUAAACCCCGAGGACCUACCUACAUAUGAGGAGGCCAAGGUUCAGUCACAAUAUUUCCGCGGCCAUGGUCCUCCUCCACAGCCUCAGCAGCAAAACAACCAGACCCAGCAGCCUCCUCUCCCAGCCUCUGUGGGUGCUGCCUUCUAUGUCACUGGGGUGACCAGCACCAAGGUGCGUACUGAGGGUCGCCCAACUGUGCAACGAGUGAGUGGAGCAGGCAAGGUGCACCAAGAUGAUGGGCUGAAGGAUCUGAAGCAAGGGCAUGUUCGGUCUCUCAGCGAACGACUUAUGCAGCUCUCCCUGGCCACCAGCGGAGUGAAGGCCCAUGCUCCUGUUACCAGCGCCCCGCUCUCCCCCCAGCUGCCCCCACCAGGCCCGCCUGGUGACUUCUACAAGCCGCAGCAUCGCGGCCCCCCUCCAGACUAUCCCUUUAAAGUAAUGGGCUCACCUACAAUGCAUCAGGAACCUGGAGACCAUUUUUACCAGGAGCAGAGAGGGAGGGAGCACUCAAGGGAGAUGCUUCCUGUCCGAUACCAACCGCCACCUGAGUAUGGUUCGUUCAGGUCCAGUAAGGAGGGUUCAAUUCACUCUCAGAGGCUCCUUCACCAGCACAGUCCCACCUCCUCUGUCACCUCGGUGGGCUCCUUGUCCCGUGCUCAGUCCUCCACCCUCAGCAGCAUGCUUAGCGCCUCGCACUCCUCCCAUGCCUCCUUCCCCCACCAGCAACCCCAGAGCCAUGGUGAGUCUUUCCCUAGCAUGGGGCCACGCAAUCCUGUAUCCCACCAUGCAAGUGAGCCCUUCACUUCAGGGCCCAUUCACCUGCCCCUCCAGAGAGGUCAGGGUUUCCCACAUGACCCCUAUGGCUCCACCCCAAGGAUGCACCAUCAGCAGCAGCACCAUCAGUACCAGCAUCAACAGCCGCAGCAGCAGCUCCAAGGACCAGCAUCUCCCCAGCUCCAGCUGCCAGUCCAGGCAGGAUAUUUCCCACACCCACACUCCUACUCCCACCUGCAGGGGGAACCUUUUGCAAUGAUUGCGCGUGCUCACCAAAUGGUGGAUGUGCUGACAGAGGAGAACAGGAUGCUAAGGCAGGAGAUGGACACCUGCCGUGAGAAAGUCACCAAGUUGCAUAAGUUGGAAACAGAGAUUCAGCUUGUGUCAGAGGCCUAUGAAAACCUUGCCAAGUCGUCCUCCAAGAGGGAGGCCCUGGAGAAAACCAUGAGGAACAAGCUGGAGCUGGAGGUGCGUCGGCUGCAUGACUUCAACAGGGACCUCAGAGAGCGCAUGGAGACUGCCAAUAAGCAGCUCGCUGCAAAAGAGUGUGAUGGCUCAGAGGACAACCGCAAAACCAUCUCCCAGCUGCUAACACAGAACAAAGAAACACUGCGUGAGAAGGAGAAGCUGGAGAUGGAGCUGAACUCACUACGCUCCACAACUGAAGAUCAGAGGAGACACAUUGAGAUCAGAGACCAGGCACUAAACAAUGCCCAGGCCAAGGUAGUCAAGUUGGAGGAGGAGCUGAAGAAGAAGCAGAUUUAUGUGGAGAAGGUGGAGAGGAUGCAGCAGGCUCUGGCUCAGCUUCAGGCGGCCUGUGAGAAGAGAGAACAACUCGAGCAUCGACUCCGUACAAGACUGGAAAGAGAGCUGGAGUCACUGCGCAUGCAGCAGCGUCAGGGAAGCUCUCAAAGCACUGGUGGGGUUCCCUCUGAGUACAAUGCCACUGUCCUGAUGGAGCACCUGAGGGAGAAGGAGGAGCGAAUCCUGGCUUUGGAAGCAGACAUGACAAAGUGGGAGCAGAAGUACUUGGAGGAGAGCGUGAUGAGACAGUUUGCCCUGGAUGCUGCUGCCUCUGUCGCCACUCAGAGGGAUACAUCUGCAACAGUGAUAAGCCACUCUUCCAGCAGCAGCUACGACACAUCAGUGGAGGCUCGGAUCCAGAAGGAAGAAGAAGAGAUUCUCAUGGCCAAUCGCCGCUGUCUGGACAUGGAAAGCAGGAUAAAGAAUCUCCAUGCCCAGAUUAUAGAGAAGGAUGCCAUGAUUAAGGUGCUACACCACCGCUCGAGGAAGGAGCCCAUCAAGUCAGACCUGCCAUCUGCCAUGAGGCCCUCCAAGUCCCUGAUGUCCAUUUCUAACACUGGCUCUAGUGGAUCAGGACUGCUUUCUCACAGCUUGGGACUUAGUAGCUCGCCCAUCACUGAAGAGCGCAAGGACAAUAGCUGGAAAGGCAGUCUGGGGGUUCUGCUGGGUCCCGAGUUUCGUACAGAUUCUCUCAGGACAGAGUCAAUCUCGUCAUCGCCCUCCCCGGUGCUUCCCUCCACCCCGAUGACCACAGGCCACUCGAAGACGGGCAGCAGGGACAGCUGCACGCAGACGGACAAGGGCCAGAGUCAGGACAUCAGCAAAUCCAGCACUCCAGCUCUUCAGAGCAUGACACUGCCUGCCCGCCUGUCCAGCCCUAGCCCUGUCUACAUUCCUGACCGCAUAGCAGAUGUGGCAGUGUUUCACAGCAGCACCCUGGAGCGGAGGCUCCCUGUCCAGUCUCACACACAACAGCCCCUCCCACCAACCCCAUCCACCCAACAGGAUGUGGACAACGACAUGGUGGAGAUCCUCAUCUGACCCGAUGACUUCUGGAAGAAAAUUUCCAAACAUAGGUUGCAGUUUCAUCGGAACAGACAGGGACAUGUAAAUCAUCCUGGCUCAUUCCUCACACCUGAGAUCCACACAAGACACAUUUUCAUUAUGUUUACACAUGCAUUCAUUAAAACACUUUUGCCACAUUCCCCUCAUUCCGUCACUGAAUCAGUUUGUCAUCGUCUUAAGAAAACACACUAAUCAACAGCAAAAAGCAGAAGUAUGACAUAACUUAUCUUUUCCUAAAUGUGUGUGUUAACAUGAAGUGGAUGUUCUUUGAUGCUCUCUCACAACCGUGAUGGUGAUGAUUAACUUUGGUGGAUAAUGUUUGAAGUUGAAUGAAAGUUAAUAAGUGUUUUCAGUCAUGCUGUAUGUUUGAAAAAGUUAAUGAGUCGGAAAAUAUAAAGAAAAGUAGACCAAGCUUAAAGCUUCAAAUUUACCAUAGAGAGCUUACAAACAAAUCCAUACCUACAUGUGCAAAUGUAUAAUAACUUUUACAUAAAAGGUGAAGGGUUUCUCUUUCUGUCACUCUUGAGUAUCAAAUUAGUCACUAUGGUUGGUGAAGAAGGUUUUGUUUAAAUGCACUACUUUUUGACUAAGGGCGUUGAAUGUCAUUGUUAUUAUUUGUACAGGCCAUAUUACUAACUGACGCACCAGCAGCAUUCAGCAGAUUUGGGAACUUUUAGGAGAUUUAGCAUGUAACAUUUUUCCUUCCCAGCAUGCAGACAAUUAUUAGAAGUUGGCCUUAACAACCAGCUUUGUAAACACUCCUGUGAAGUGUUGCUGUAGGCUGGUUAGCUACAUUGGACCAAAUGUCAUAUCUUCUUGUUGCAUUUAAUUGCACUAAUUAUUUUUUAAGUGUUCAUUUUUUGGCCAUUUUACUUUAAGCUUCUGACAUUAGAUAUUGUAUUUAUGUGUUAUGAUUUUUUACUUUAGUUAGACACAGCACUUGGGUAAUCAGAAAUGAUGUCAAAUAUAAAGCAUUAUCAACUAUGUAUAUGUAUGUAUUUACACAAUGUAUGUACUGUAAGGGUCUGUACAACUGUGUGCCAUUGGGGGAUCUGAGAACUAAACCUUCAGGUAUAUUUCAUUUCAAGAGCUAUUAGUGAGUUGUGGUGCCUGCUUAUCUGAUUGCUGUUUUUGGUGCAUAAUAACCUGAAGACAGAGACAGACAGACAGACACUCACACAAACACACACACACUCACACAGUUCUUUAUGAAACAGACCCAUACUGGUACACACAGUUGGUUGGUAACAGGCUAUCUAGAUUCGAACAGGCCCUUAGCAACAUGAUGGCUGCCUGCUUGACCCCACUGGUUGGGUUCACUGUCAGGUAGCAGAGGCUCUAAGUAAUUCAUUCAGUAUUUCACCUGCCAUGGUUGAGGAACAGUAUGGAGGGGAUUUAUAUUUUAUUACUAUGCACAUGUCACAAAAUUGACAAAUGUACACAUUUUUGUUAAUAUUUACAUUUUUAGUCACUUGUAUAACCGUACCUGCUACCCACCUGACUUGUUCGUAUAUCGAAAGAAACCAUGAAGUAUGAUUUGAAUUAAUACCAGCCUAUUCGGCUGGUGGUUAUGCAGUAUUGGAAUAGGGCUGCUCCUCCAUCAGCACAUUAGAUUUGAUUUUUGUUGAGUAAUCAGGCGAAGACAAUUUUCCAUUACUUUACUCUAAACAUAUUGGAGUGUUUGGGUAUUUUCCAAAGGUCAGGACUGUUAUCACUCCAUAUAUAAAAUCACUGUGUAAACUCAAGAAGUCAUCUGUCACAUUUUCAGGGUUCCAUCAGAUGAAAUAUUGUUGGCGUCUUUCCAAUCAUUUCAAGACAUUAGCAUGAAAUGAAACCUACGGUUUAAUGGACUGUACAUAUGAGUGGUUUUACGGUUGUAUUAGUUGUGUUAACCUGUUCCAGGCUGUAGCAGCAAUGUAUUUUUAAUGUAUGUGGUUAAAUCUUUCCAAUGUGGUUAAUAUUAUACACCCAAAACCAAAGAAGCUUAGAAUGGUCGGCCAACUAAUAGUGCUAUUUCAGAUGGUCAGUAGGAUUAUUUCACGGAAGACUAUGUCAUCGUAAGAAGUUGAUGAGGAGUACACUGAUAUGUUGUGAUGUACCUAGUGUGUGAGCGAGGAAUAAAGACUUUAGACCACUAAAUCCGCCACUACUGUACAGACAUCGACAGUCCUCGUGUGAAAUAAUUUAAAACCAGUCGCUUUGCUUUCUGGCACAACAUGCAGCUCUAUUUUGACUGAAAUAAUUUCUCAGCUGCCAACAAACUCUAGUUCACUGUUGUUCUGGUAUCCAUUGCCAUAUCAGUAUUGGUUAAUAAAUAUGUUGACAAGUCUUUGUAGACACUGCUGCUACAUGUUGUAUUGUCUAUCUGAGCUUUGUCACAUGUUGGGCGCACCUUAAAUCUUAGACAGGGCCACGGGUGGGAUUAGUGCAGGUUUCUCAUGUUAGAGUGCAACCUUCAAAGUCAUUCUUUAAAAAAACAAACAGCUAAAUCUACACAGUGACCAUAGUGAGGUUGGGUUUGGUGUUAAAUGGGUGUCAUGAGUCAAGAACCACACGAACCAGACCCUUCCACUAAAACAAGCACUAAAAUUUUGCUCAGUAUUAGUGUAAAAACAGCAAAACUGAGUUGGCCCUCUGGUUGCUGGCCUUCUUAUCCUUGGACCAAACACUUUUCACUGCAUGUUCUUAUAUGACUGAUAUUUUGAGUGGCAGCCUUUAUUAAACAGAGCAGAACAUUUCCAAACACUAAUAUCUUUUCUUGAGUGGUUGCGGAAAAUGAAAUGCCAAAUGUACUGUUGGGAUCAGUUGAAUUCUGUGUCCUUUUAUCAAAAUAUGGCUUUGUGUAUAAUGCUUGGACUCUUCUAUCUGGUAUUAUGACUACAGUGCAGGGUUCCAAGAAAUAUACCCGAGAACGAGCUGAAAUUCAGAAAAUCAGCAGGUUUGAGACAUUGGAACUAGUCGACAUUUGUUUGUGACAAAUCACUAACUACAACAACAUAAAUAGUUGAAAUUUUCUGUCAAUCAAUGAAUAGCUUUGGCUCCUCACAAGGUACUUACAAAAUCUUCUAAGAAAUGUUUUUUGUACCAGCACUUACAUGAACUGCUUUAGUGUUAAUGAGAAAACACCCCCCAUGCUGCUUUCACCACCGGAUCUGUAUUGUAACUUCCUGAACAUUUCAGAUUGAAACUUGGAUAUUUGACUUAUUUAUUUCACCAGAGCGCUCACCACAGGCCUCCAACCUGCACCAAAGCAUUCCACUGCAUUCAGAGUACGGAAAUAAAACUUUGGAGCCUUUUUCUUCUCUCCUACAACUUAUGCAGUUACUGCUUUAAAAACUCUUAUCAUGUUACAAGUGUCUCUACACCUGACACAAUGACAUUUAUUUUUGUGGAAAUCUGUGGAGCUGUUUGUCUUUUCCAGGCACUUGAUGUUAACAUGUCUUACGGGCUCUUCAGUCAUUAAAACCUUCUCCUCCUUCGCACUUUCUGAAAGUAUGAGCAGUUUUUCAAUAAUGUGGCAAAUGCCUGGAAAAGUAAAGCGUAGUUCAAAUAGUUGUGAAGUCAGAGUGGACUGAUGCUGAAAAUCUAAAUGCAAACAAAUAGUAAAAAUGACAUUGUUUGUACUUUAGUGUUUCUUGUUCAAGCCAAUGUGUUUCCAGUCUGUUUAUAUACAUGCUGCUGCAUUUUGUCAUUGUUGUACAAUCAUAGUUCACAGAAAAGCAGCUUUUCUUCGUUUUCUUCAUUCAUCUCAUAAUUUCUUGUUUUAUGAAGUCAUAGUUUUCUUUCUGUAAACUUUCCUGACAAACUCAAAAAUAACCAAAUGUUUGUUAUAUAGAUAAGUUCAGUUAGUAUGAACUUAUUCUUUUUAAUAAAUGAAUGCAGAGA